AUGUCAUUAAAGUUGCAGAAGGUUAAAGGGACAUUGGAUGGGAUCUCUCCCUUAAUUAUUGGAGGUGCUGUUUUCAACACGCAGUACAAUGAUAAUCCAUCUUCAAUGCCCGUCAAAAAUUUGUUGCUUACAGCAUUCCAGAACGGCAUAAAUGCAAUUGAUACUUCACCAUAUUAUGGACCCUCCGAAAUUAUUUUAGGAGAAGCUUUGGUCGAGCUAAUAAGCGUUGAUAAAUUUAUUACCAGAGAUAACUUUUACCUUUGCACGAAGGUUGGUAGGAUUCAGUUAGACGAGUUUGACUACAGCCCAAACUGGAUUAGAAAUUCAAUAUCCCGAUCCUUGAGUAGAUUUAAUACUACAUAUUUAGAUGUUGUUUUUCUUCAUGACGUCGAAUUUGUAGAGCUUGAUGGAAUAUACGCUGCACUAAAAGUAUUGAUGCAGCUUAAGAAGGAAGGAAAAAUCAGGUACGUGGGCAUUUCCGGCUACCCUGUCAACUUUCUUUACAAAGUUGCGAAGUCAGUGAGGAAUAUGCCAGAAACUGGAUCAUUGGAUAUUGUGAUGAGUUAUUCAAAUAUGUGUCUCCAAAAUAUUACGUUACUUAAUUAUUAUGAUAAGUUUAUUCAGGAUACUGGAAUAAAACUUCUUGACAAUGCCUCUAUUCUCUCUAUGUCCCUUCUAAGAUCUCAGAAAACUCGGAACUUUCAUCCAGGCUCUUCUGCGUUGAAGGAACGUUGUAAUGAAUUGGCUCGAAUUUUGAGAAACAAGUAUAAUGUUGAAUUGGCCGAUUUAGCAACAAGGUUUGCUAUUCGUAUGUGGUCUGAUAAGCAAGGAAGAACUGUUAUUGGGGUGUCUACGAUUUCCGAGCUUGAAGAUGCAUUAAAGCAGUAUAAGUUAGUCAUGUCUAGACAGCAAGAUGAAAGCGAUGACAGGUUGAUUAAAUUUUCCCAGAAGUUUUUAGGAGAGCAUUUUAACGAGACAUGGUCCAGUGGUAUAAAUCAUGAUCAGGGUAUAUAA
Messenger RNA from Brettanomyces bruxellensis, 1014 nucleotides. RefSeq lists its product as uncharacterized. Gene Ontology annotation, cellular component: cytosol. Gene Ontology annotation, molecular function: D-arabinose 1-dehydrogenase [NAD(P)+] activity. Lineage: Eukaryota; Fungi; Ascomycota; Pichiomycetes; Pichiales; Pichiaceae. The record is from RefSeq and is a predicted model, not a curated record. The coding region runs from base 1 to 1014 and encodes 337 amino acids. The transcript has a single exon. Gene Ontology annotation, biological process: dehydro-D-arabinono-1,4-lactone biosynthetic process.